Molecule: messenger RNA, 996 nt
Organism: Heterobasidion irregulare TC 32-1
Lineage: Eukaryota; Fungi; Basidiomycota; Agaricomycetes; Russulales; Bondarzewiaceae
Exons: 2
Coding region: 1-996 (331 amino acids)
Source: RefSeq, a predicted model, not a curated record
AUGAACAUGAUUUACGCUUCAGAUCCUGCGUUGAAGUAUGAGCCUUUAUCUGCCUGGAACAGUACAAAUCCGAAGACAAACCAGACCGGGUCUACCGUCUCAGUCCAAUUUCAAGGUAAGUCCCCAAUACGCUCGCCCGCGAAAGUCGUGAAGAGUGAGGUCGCUGUUGCUCCAGGGACGACAUUGAAGGCGUUCGGGAAAACAGAGCUGCCGUCCAUCUUUUACUCUGAAGAUGAUCACCAGAUACACAACCAGUCUAUCUCGGCCCAUGAAGAGAAAGACAGCGUCAUGAUCCUCGAGCUUUCCUACCAUGAAUGCUCAAAUCAUGCCGUGAAAUUGAUAGUGUUCAACUCGGCCGAGCAAGGGCAUGGCUUGGCCAUCAGCAAGUUCGAGUAUACACCGUGCACACCGAAUAUUACCCUAGCCCAACCCUCGAUCCCAUACACGCCUAUCGUCCCGCCGGCGACGCCCGCAGCCCAAUCUACGUCACCCUCGACAUCGUCAGUAUCGUCGUCGUCGUCAUCGAGCAACGACACCGCCCAAACCGUAGGGAUCGCCAUCGGCUGCGUCCUCGGCGCGCUCCUGAUCCUCUCGGUCGCCGGUCUGCUAUGGCAAGCACCACACCCCUCUGGCCCGCCUAAACUGACCGCUCUCCGUGCAGAUCUGCCGCCACACUUCCCUUCAAGCGCCCUCAGCAAGUACGCGCCCGCCGCAGACAGCCGCGCACUCUUCUCGGUGGAGGUCAUCGCGCCGUCGCGCGACGAGAAGUCCGAGCUGCCCGCGCCCGCGAUCAGGCCGGUAGAGGGCACGAGCGGGGCCGCGUACCUACGCGGGUACCUCCCCGACUCUAAGGAAUGGCUCCGCAACGCAGAGCGCGCGCGCGUCGCCGCGGCGGCGGCAGCGGCAGCACAGAGCGCGCAUGGAGAGCCCGGUGGGCACGCGGCCGCGUACGAGGGCGGGAUCGCAGGCGGGAACGGCGAGCGACCUGUGGUAUGA